CACAGAAUUUAGACAAAAUAUAUUUAGCAGACUGUCGAGCUUUAAAGAUUCGCUUAUGAGAGAGAUUAAAAGUUUUUUGUUGAUUAUAGGACUUGCUAUCUAUUAAAUUAAAUUAGUUUGUAUUUCCCAUGAGUUCAUGGUAACUCCGCCUGGAGCCCAUCCGGGGGCUACUGCCGGUCCCAAACGCGGAUAAAGGAGGAGGGCUAGGCAUAGGGUUGGCGACCCAUCCCAUAGAAGAUUAACUCGCUAAAAAAACGCUAACCAGAAAAAUCAUUCAAACCAUUUAAACUCUGCCCUGGGAGUCAGAAGGUCUUCAUUUAGAAGAACUAUGACGCCUCAUGGUGAAGGCCGAGUUCCUUCGAAAGUCACGAAGACGAUGCCCUUUCUGACAACCAGAGCAACUAUUUAUUUAGGUACUUGGAAUGCUCGUACGAUGUGGGAGACCGGGAGAGUCUUCCAAAUUUCUGCAGAAAUGAGGAGAUACAACCUGGAGGUGCUUGGGAUCAGUGAAACACAUUGGACACAAGUUGGACAACAACGACUAACUUCAGGAGAGUUCCUGUUAUACUCCGGUCAUGAAGAAGAAAACGCCCCACAUACACAAGGAGUUGCAUUGAUGCUGUCCAAACAAGCACAUAAUGCACUUAUAGGAUGGGAAUCUCAUGGACCAAGGAUCAUCAAAGCCUCGUUCAAAACAAAGAGGGCAUUACAAUGA
This is a messenger RNA of Schistosoma guineensis, 715 nucleotides long. The record is from the annotation of a GenBank genome assembly. Lineage: Eukaryota; Metazoa; Platyhelminthes; Trematoda; Strigeidida; Schistosomatidae.